GCAGUCUGUGAAGAUUUUGAUGAAUGUGCCCCCCCCCUUCGCCCCCUGUAUGCAUCACUGCGCUAACACUGUCGGCUCAUACUAUUGCCAGUGCAGAGAAGGAUUCAAGCUAAAUGGAGGCACUGCAUGUUUAGCUACAGGUAACGCUAUCAGACUGCUGAUGGUGCAGAGGAGCUCUAUGGGGCUGUUAAAUGUGACGUCUCAACAGUUUAAAGUUAUCCACACUCCAGUUCCUGACCCAGUGGCUUUGACUUUCGAUGUUUUCCGAGGCUGGUACUACUGGGCCGACAACCGUGGCAGCAUUUACAAAAGUGAUGGACGGCAGAGCUGGGCAACAUUUACUGGUGAGCCUGGAAUCACGGGUCUAGCUUGCGAUUGGUUGAAUGGAAACCUGUUCUGGUCCAAUCAGAAGACGGAGUCAAUCUACAUGCAGUCAGCUGACGGGAGAAGUUUCACUACACUGCUGAGCAAACGCAACACACCAUCAGAUUUGGUGCUCAUACCUGUGGAGAGCCUGAUGUUCUGGUUCAGUUCUGGCCCGGGGGACAGAGUGACGAUAGAGAUGUCGUGGAUGGACGGGUCCGAUGGAAACACUCUGGCGGUGCUCACUGCUCAGGCGGCCCACAGCCUCACUGCAGACGUUGCUGCCAGGAGGCUGUACUGGAUCAGCAACUUCAAGAAGUCCAUAGAGACGGUGAAGAUGGACGGGACCGGCCACCUCUCCUUCACAGGCCUGUUCAGCAGGAAGGCGGCUCUCGGCCUCGCUGUGUUUGAGAGCUCCUUCUACUGGGUCGAUGACGGAGGACUGUGGCAGGUCCCACAGACGCAGCCAAACCAGAAGACAUUUCUUUUGAAAGCGGCACUGCCGACACUAGUCGUUUACCAUGAGCUACAGCAGCCUCAAGGUUCUACUGCAUGUGCAAAUACUCCGUGUCAGCUCUGCCAGCUAACUAAAAGAAACCCGGUGGGAUUCACCUGUGCUUGUCCGAACGCCAAGAUGCUGUUGCCUGAUGAGACAUGUCAAUACCCAAGGUUUGUUUAUGCCACCAACAUGGACAUCAACCUGCUGGAGAUCAGAGGGAGAGCCUAUGAUCAAACCCAGCUGUUAAGCACUGGCGACGGGAUCCUGUCCUUUGACCUGGACUGGUACAGAGACUGGCUCUACUGGGCCAAUCAAACCGGCCAUAUCCAACGCACCAGUCUGACCCAGGUCAAAACUGAGGUGGUCCCAACACCUCUGCCAGUUUGUUUGAUUAGAAUAGACCAGAGGAAAGGGAACCUCUAUUGGGUGUCAUGUGACCAAAACAGCAUCGGCACCUCCACAGCCGACAGCCGGAACCUGCAGCAGCUGUACCGUACGACCAAGAAGAUCAGAGACCUGCAUCUGGACUGGCUGAGGGGGGGCAUCAUCUGGUUGGAGGAAGACCAAAUCCUCACCAUGAGCAUGGCGGGAGGAAGUGUCAAAAAGCUGCUGCGGUUGGCAGACGAAGUCCAGGGGAACGUCGCCUUCGACCUCAGGGCUAACAGCCUGCUCUGGAACUCAAAAAGGGCAGGUUUGACCACGAUGAGUUUGCUGCAGGCGAAAAGCCACAAAGCUGGCAGGAGAUGGAACAUUUCCGGCUCAGUCAUAUCUGCUUUUGAGCCCUUCCUGCUGUCCCAUUCGGAUAAUGUCCUGACUCUGUGGGACCGGCGUGACGGGAGCGUCAUCCAAGACAUGCCUGUGAGAGGGCGUGUGUUCAGUGUCAUCAUUGCACUGAAGGACGUCCGCCCAGUGCCAGAUACUCCAGUUUGCGCUGAACCCUAUGUGCUGUGCCGACACACAUCAAUCUGCCUCUCACAAGCCCAGCUGUGUGACGGGAAAAAGGACUGCCCUGAUGGAGAGGACGAGGAUGGUUGUGUAACCACAUGCCCAUCUAAAGGAGAUUUCAAGUGCAAGGACAGUAGGAGUUGUGUCCCCAGGGUUCUCGUCUGUGACGGUCGUUCUCAUUGUCGUGAUGGCUCAGACGAGGUCAACUGUCCGACCGUAUCUUCAGUUGGAGCUCUGUUAAACACUCUGAAGUGCCGCACGGGCUCCAAGCCGUGUGAAGACGGGACUGAGUGUGUUUUAUACAGCCACGUGUGUGACGGGGAGAAGGACUGUCAGGACGGAUCUGAUGAACAGGGAUGUGAACCACUCAAACCUCCUGCUCCAGUCGCGCCGACCUGCAGCAGCCCCGCUGUGCUCUGUCCCAAUUCUGCUGUUCAGCUCUGCAUUUCUCCGAGUCAGUUCUGCAACGGGCUCAAAGACUGUCCUGAUGGCUUUGAUGAAAAGAAAUGUGUGAAAAGGUGUCCCUCUAGAAGCGACUUCCGCUGCAACGACCGCCGGAGCUGCGUCUCGCAGAGUCUGGUUUGUGACGGCCGCUCUCAAUGCAACGACGGCUCAGAUGAGCUCAACUGUCCGAACGCUACCCCUCCUGCAGCUGGAGCAAACGUCCUGAAGUGUCGCAUCGGCACCAAACUGUGUGGAGACGGGACAGAGUGUGUCCUCUUCAGCCACGUCUGUGAUGGAGAGAGAGACUGCCGGGACGGAUCGGAUGAAGUAGGAUGUGAUGCUGCAAACACUGUCUCGACCAGUCUUCCAGAAACUGUGCGCUCAAUUCAAUCACCUCCACCUGUCGAGACAUUUACUCAGCCCCCCACCAACCCCCCCUGCAGCAGCCCUUCAGCUCUGUGUCCAGGCUCCUCUUUAUGCAUCAGCCCAACACAGUUUUGUGAUGGAAAGAAAGACUGCCCUGAUGGGUCUGAUGAGAACUGUGUGAAAAGAUGUCCUUACAGGACUGAUGUCCGCUGCAAAGACCGGAGGAGCUGCGUCUCGCAGAGUCUGGUUUGUGACGGCCGCUCUCAAUGCAACGACGGCUCAGAUGAGCUCAACUGUCCGAACGCUACCUCUCCUGCAGCUGGAGCAAAUGUCCUGAAGUGUCGCAUCGGCACCAAACUGUGUGGAGACGGGACAGAGUGUGUCCUCUUCAGCCACGUCUGUGAUGGAGAGAGAGACUGCCGGGACGGAUCAGAUGAAGAAGGAUGUGAAAAUCUCCGCUCCAAUGAAUCUCCCACACCCUUCGUCGAGACAUUUACUCAGCCCGCAACCAACCCCCCCUGCAGCAGCCCUUCAGCUCUGUGUCCAGGCUCCUCUUUAUGCAUCAGCCCAACACAGUUUUGUGAUGGAAAGAAAGACUGCCCUGAUGGGUCUGAUGAGAACUGUGUGAAAAGAUGUCCUUACAGGACUGACUUCCGCUGCAAGGACCGUCGCAGCUGCAUCUCAAAGAGUCUGGUUUGUGACGGCCGCUCUCACUGCCACGAUGGCUCCGAUGAGCUCAACUGUGGGAGUGUAGCUCUGCUUGCACCUCGAGCGAACGUCCUGAAGUGCCGCAUGGGCUCACAGCUGUGUGGAGACGCGACAGAGUGUGUCCUCUUCAGUCACGUCUGUGAUGGAGAGAGAGACUGCCAGGACGGAUCAGAUGAAGUAGGAUGUGAUGCUGCAAACACUGUCUCGACCAGUGUUCCAGAAAAUGUGCGCUCAAUUCAAUCACCUCCACCUGUUGAGACAUUUACUCAGCCCCCCACCAACCCCCCCUGCAGCAGCCCUUCAGCUCUGUGUCCAGGCUCCUCUUUAUGCAUCAGCCCGACACAGUUUUGUGAUGGAAAGAAAGACUGCCCUGAUGGGUCUGAUGAGAACUGUGUGAAAAGAUGUCCUUACAGGACUGACUUCCGUUGCAAAGACCGUCGCAGCUGCGUCUCGAAGAGUCUAGUUUGUGACGGCCGCUCUCACUGCCUCGACGGCUCCGAUGAGCUCAACUGUGGGAGCGUAGCUCUGCUUGCACCUCGAGCGAACGUCCUGAAGUGUCACAUCGGCUCACGGCUGUGUGGGGACGCGACAGAGUGUGUCCUCUUCAGUCACGUCUGUGAUGGAGAGAGAGACUGCCAGGACGGAUCAGAUGAAGAAGGAUGUGAUGUCUUAGAGGUUUCCCCUACAACUGCUGCAGAAAAUGUUUGGCGAAAUGACACCCCUUCACCUGUGGCACCCUUCACUGAGGCCCCCACCAACCCCCCCUGCAGCAGCCCUUCAGCUCUGUGUCCAGGCUCCUCUUUAUGCAUCAGCCCAACACAGUUUUGUGAUGGAAAGAAAGACUGCCCUGAUGGGUCUGAUGAGAACUGUGUGAAAAGAUGUCCUUACAGGACUGAUGUCCUUUGCAAAGACCGGAGGAGCUGCGUCUCGCAGAGUCUGGUUUGUGACGGCCGCUCUCAAUGCAACGACGGCUCAGAUGAGCUCAACUGUCCGAACGCUACCCCUCCUGCAGCUGGAGCAAACGUCCUGAAGUGUCGCAUCGGUACCAAACUGUGUGGAGACGGGACGGAGUGUGUCCUCUUCAGCCACGUCUGUGAUGGAGAGAGAGACUGUCGGGACGGAUCGGAUGAAGAAGGAUGUGAAAAUCUCCGCUCCAAUGAAUCUCCCACACCCUUCGUCGAGACAUUUACUCAGCCCCCCACCAACCCCCCCUGCAGCAGCCCUUCAGCUCUGUGUCCAGGCUCCUCUUUGUGCAUCAGCCCAACACAGUUUUGUGAUGGAAAGAAAGACUGCCCUGAUGGGUCUGAUGAGAACUGUGUGAAAAGAUGUCAUUACAGGACUGACUUCCGCUGCAAAGACCGGAGGAGCUGCGUCUCGCAGAGUCUGGUUUGUGACGGCCGCUCUCACUGUCACGACAGCUCCGAUGAGGACGACUGCCCGAACGUAGUUUCAUCUGUAGCUCGAACAAACGUCCUGAAGUGCCGGUUGGGCUCAAAGCCUUGUGAUGACGGAAAAGAGUGUGUUUUGUACAGCCACGUGUGUGAUGGAGAGAAAGACUGUAUGGAUGGAUCUGAUGAACAGGGAUGCCAAGAAACAUGCAAACAAGGUGAGUUUCAGUGCGCCCAUGGGAAGAUGUGCAUCCCUGCAGCCGAGGUGUGUGAUGGCAAGCCGCAGUGUCAGGAUCAGUCGGAUGAGCGGGACUGCUGGAUCAAAACCAAGAGCUGCGCGCACCGCUGCGGCAAGCGAUGCAUCCCAAACACAUUCCUGUGCGAUGGAGAGAAGGACUGCCUGGAUGGGUCAGAUGAGGCGGGCUGCGACCCUGUUACUGCUGCAUCAGCGUCUCCUGUUCUCACCUCCACAUCAUCUUGCGUCGCUCCAUCAGUUCUCUGUCCAGAUUCCUCUCUGUGUAUCUCUCAAAGCCAGCUGUGUGAUGGAAAAAAAGACUGCCCUGAUGCAUUUGAUGAAAAUAACUGUUUAAUCCAAUGCAAAAAUCCAGGUGACUUUAUGUGCAGCGACCGUAGGAUGUGCCUCCCUAAGUCAGAAGUGUGUGACGGCCGCGCCCACUGUCCCGACGGCUCGGAUGAGAUGCAGUGCCAAUCAGAAGAUCCUAUUGCUCCCUCCUCCAACAAUGCGCUCGGUGCCAAUUCCGCCCCGUUGAAGUGCCGCACAGGUUUCAAGCCAUGUAAAGACGGCCUGGAUUGUGUUAUGUUCAGCCAUCUGUGUGACGGAGAGAGGGACUGCAACGAUGGAUCAGACGAAGAGGGAUGUGCCGCCAAGUGCAAAACAGAUGAGUUCCGGUGUGCUCACGGGAACAGAUGCAUCCCAUCAGAGAAGGUGUGUGACGCGCAGAACGACUGUCAAGACCGAUCUGACGAAAUGGACUGUUCAAGUCAGACCGAGGGCUGCCGUCAUCGCUGUGACAACAACACUCGCUGUAUCCCGGACACCUUCCUGUGUGACGGAGAGAGAGACUGCACCGAUGGGUCUGAUGAAAAGAAGUGUGGUUCGGUGUCCUGUCCCAUGGAGCAGUACCGCUGUCUCAGUGGUCAGUGUGUGUCCGAGGCCCUGAGGUGUGAUGGAUACGCGGACUGCAGCGAUCGUUCUGAUGAGGCGCAUUGCAUGAGACCCCCCCACUGCCCCACACAGCUGAGAUGCCCAAACAGCCACCAGUGCCUGCAGAAAGAGUGGCUCUGUGACGGCGAAGAAGACUGCAAUGAUGGAUCAGACGAGAAGAACUGCGUGAUGUCGCCAGCAAAGUGCAGGGAGUACCAGUGGCAGUGUGGAGAAAGCAGUCAGUGCAUCCCUCUGUCAUGGAGGUGUGACGGGAAGACAGACUGCCACAACGACAUGGACGAGGACAAAUGCAGCCAGAGAAUUUGCCCCUCUCCCCUUUUCCAGUGUGGCAGCGGUGAGUGUGUGGACCCCAGCCUGGUGUGUAACGGCCUCACCAACUGUGCCGACCGCUCGGACGAGGGUGCGGGAUGCGCUCAACACAACUGCUCCAGCCCGUCAGCUCCGCGCUGUGAGGAGUACUGUGUCAGCACCCCAACCGGACCGAGGUGUUACUGUGCUGCUGGUUUCAGACUACAGUCCAGUGCUCUGUACUGUGUGGAGAUUGACGAGUGCAAUACUGUGCCGCAGGCCGUGUGCAAACACACCUGCCUGAACACUCAGGGGUCCUACAUCUGUAGCUGCUUUCCUGGCUUCUACCUGGAGCCUGACAACAAAAGCUGCAAGACCAGAGACGAGCCUUUGCUUCUGGCCUCGGUGCAGUCUGAGCUCUUACUGCAAGGAGUCCACAGCAGCACCUUGCGUCUUCUGUCCUCGGCCAACCGGCCCGUCUUCUCUCUGGAUUAUCACUGGGCUAAACAGAGAGUUUACUGGCUGAGCCCCGACUACCAGAGCAUCCGCUGGUCUGACAUGAAAGACUCAAACAGCAAAGGGACACUCAUCAAAGGAGUAAAGUCUGACUCCAUCGCUGUGGACUGGAUUGGUAAGAACCUGUACUGGGUGGAUGGACUGGUAGGCCAGAUUCUGGCUGUGAAGCUGAGCAAUACCCCGGUGACAUCCCAGGACUACACGGUGGUGCUGGGAGAAGACCUGGAGCAGCCCAGCUCACUGGUCCUGGUGCCACACAGAGGGAUGAUGCUUUGGUCUGAGAUCGGCAGCACCCCUCAGAUCGAGCGCUCCGGGAUGGACGGAUCGAAGAGGAAGGUGGUGGUGAGCCAGGGCCUCAGCUGGCCAAUCGGUCUGGCCUACGACCUCCUGGACAACCGGGUGUACUGGGCCGACGAGAAGAUGCGCUGCAUCGGCUCCACCUCUCUGGAUGGAGAAAAUGUCAAGAUCCUCCAGUUGGACGAAACGCCAAGUCCUUUCUCGGUGGCCAUCUUCAAUGACAGAGUUUACUGGUCCGACACUAAAAGAAGAACCAUCCGCUCAGCUGAUAAGAACACCGGCAAAUAUCAAAAGGUUCUCCUGAAAAGACCAGGGCAGCCAUUUGGGCUCAAACUGAUGCACGCCCUUUCCCAACCGGACAUAUCCAGUCCUUGCGAGCAGCGUCACUGCUCCCACCUCUGCCUGCUGGCCCCGGCCACGAGACCCUCGGGCCCCCCUACAGCGGUGUGCCGAUGCCCAAAGGGGCUGCUCCUUUCCAAGGACAAGAAGACCUGCUCUCUGCCUGCGGAUUCAACCUUCAUCAUGCUUCUGUCUCGCACCACAGUCUACCAGGUCCACUUACAUUCCAUGCAUCGUGAGGGUAUUGCUCUGAAAAAGAUGCCAAACGGCAGAGUCUUAGCCCUGCCUGGGGUAACUGAGGCCUCGGCACUGGACGUGUCCAUCCAGGAGCUUUCUGUGUUUGUGGCGGAUGCAAGGCAGGGAUCUGUGGAUGUGCUGAAGCUGAGCGGCUCCACGUCGAGACAGGGACUGAUUCCUACAGGACAAAUCCUAAAGCUGGAGGACGAUGCGGUCACAGCUCUGGCAGUGGACUGGGUGACCUCUAACCUCUACUGGAGCAGCAGCGCCAGGCCUGAUCUUCAUGUGACCUCCCGGAAAGAUGCCUACACCACCUCGCUGCUGCAGGGAUCACUGAAGGACACCACAUCCAUCGCCCUGCACCCCCCCCUCGGGACUACUUUGCUACACAGCAUUUGUGGUGGCAGGUGGGAAGAGCCAGGCGGAGGUGAACUGCGCCUGGAUGGACGGCCGUAACAAAGUGGUGCUGUGGAGGAGGUCGAGCAUCCCCACCUCGCUGGUCUUCUCCCAUCAAGAUCCACACAGGGUCUACUGGGCUGACACAGGGGAAGGUGUAAUCAGCUCUAUAAGAGUGGAUGGAACAGGAUACAAACAGUACAACACCGGGCCUGGUCUGCUCAUCUCCUUCACGUAUACUGAGAACAUCUUCCUCUGGGUCAGCCAGGACAAAG
Molecule: messenger RNA, 8247 nt
Organism: Gymnodraco acuticeps
Lineage: Eukaryota; Metazoa; Chordata; Actinopteri; Perciformes; Bathydraconidae
Gene: lrp13b
Product: low-density lipoprotein receptor-related protein 2
Exons: 42
Coding region: 20-8032 (2670 amino acids)
Molecular function (GO): protein binding; calcium ion binding
Source: RefSeq, a predicted model, not a curated record